AUAAAAAAAAAACGCUUUUAUAUUUAACAAACACCCAUUCACAAGUCGCCACGUAGCGUUCUUCAAGUGUUGCUCAAACUCCUUCCCAGGGUAUCGAUUCUUCGAUAAUGGACCCAUUUUUGGGUUGUUUAAUAUUAUUUUGGGGCCCAAAUAGUGGAGUAACUUUGUGAGUACUCCCCACUAAUCAUGCUCUAAGGGUUUAUUAGUAUAAUCUUAAAACUAAACACAAUUUUCCUAACCAAAAGCUUAAUCUCAUCACUCUCUCUCCCUCACUCACAAACAGUAAAAGUUCUUACAAUCCCCUAAAGUUUUGUGUCUUUUUUUUUCUUAAAACUCAUAAACUCCGACAAUUUCGUGAUUUGUUUUCUGUUUUUCGCCGGGAAAAAGAAAAAAAAAAUGACGGCUUGUAUAAGCAGUGGCGGAGGAGGAGCAGCAGCAUACAGUUUCGAGUUAGAAAAAGUGAAGUCACCACCAUCAAGCUCAACAACAACAACAACGAGAGCUACUUCACCAUCAUCAACAAUCUCGGAAUCAUCAAACUCACCACUCGCAAUCUCAACUAGGAAGCCAAGAACACAGAGGAAAAGACCAAACCAGACAUACAACGAAGCAGCUGCUCUUCUCUCCUCUGCUUACCCAAACAUCUUCUCCUCAAACUUGUCGACUUCUAAGCAAAAGACUUCCUCAAACUCUCAUCACUUCUACGGGACAAAUGUCAAAUCACCACUCCUCAGUGACACCGACGACUCCUCUGAUUUGCUUCUCCCUUACGAAUCAAUCGAAGAACCUGAUUUCCUGUUCCAUCACCACCCGACGAUUCAAUCCAAGUCGGAGUUUUUCUCCUCCGAGCUCAAAGAAGUCAACUCCGGCGGUGGGAGUUACGUUAAUCAGAUCGAAAAGCUCGAUUUUUCCGACGAGUUCGAUGCUGAAUCGAUCCUCGACGAAGAAGUCGAGGAAGGGAUCGAUAGUAUAAUGGGGACUGUGGUGGAAUCGAAUUCUAAUUUGGGGAUUUACGAAUCUACGGUCCCGGCGAUCAACCGUGGUGGAAGAAGCUCUAAUCGAAUCGGCAAAUUAGAACAACAGCUGAUGAUAAUCAAUUCAUGGAACCGAAGCUCAUCUAACAACGGAUUCAAACUACCAUUAGGUCUUGGCUUAAAAGGAGCUCUCAGAGAGAACAAUGACCCAAACUUGUAUAAAUUUCACACCGUCGAUUUCGAACAGAUCUCGCCGCGGAUUCAAACUGAAACCGCGAUCGCAGUCGCAACCGCCGUCGCUGACGAUGAGAAAAAGCCGAUGGGAGGAGGAGGAGAGAAGAGCAAGAAGACGACGACGAAGAAGAAGAAGAAGAUGACGGCGUUGGUAACGGAGUCGAAGAGCUCGUCGGCGGAGGAGACUAUUACUAGUACUGCGGAGGAGACGACGAGGAGUUGUGAGAAGAGAACAACGACAGGUCCGUUGUUGAAGCUUGAUUACGACGGCGUUUUGGAAGCUUGGUCUGAUAAAACGUCGCCGUUUCCUGAUGACAUCCUUGGAACGGAAGCUGCUACUGGUAUCGACGUCAAUGCUAGAUUAGCUCAAAUUGAUCUGUUCGGAGAUAGUGGGAUGCGAGAAGCAAGUGUUUUGAGGUACAAAGAGAAGCGUCGAACUCGUCUGUUUUCGAAGAAGAUCCGAUACCAAGUUCGCAAACUCAAUGCUGAUCAACGUCCUCGAAUGAAGGGACGAUUUGUGAGAAGGCCCAAUGAGAGCACUCCAAGUGGACAAAGAUAACAAGGAUAAAUGAGCCUAAAGAUUCAGAGUCCUUUUAUCUAUCUUUUCUCUUUUUCCAAUGUUUAUUCCUUUUUAGUUUUUGUAUUAAAAAAUUUUGCACCCUCCUUUUUUUGGUCUUAAUUUUAUGGUCCCUUUGGUUUAUAAUUUAGGUUUUUAGUACUUAAAUAAGGAUGUAUAUGAGGGAAGUUUGCUGUAGAGAGUGGGGGAUCAAAACAAAUAAAAAAGCUUUUUGAUAUUAAUAAAAACAUAAAUAUCAAGGUUUUAA
Messenger RNA from Camelina sativa (false flax), 2032 nucleotides. RefSeq names its product protein CHLOROPLAST IMPORT APPARATUS 2. The record is from RefSeq and is a predicted model, not a curated record. Gene Ontology annotation, biological process: regulation of DNA-templated transcription. Gene Ontology annotation, molecular function: protein binding. Gene Ontology annotation, cellular component: nucleus. Lineage: Eukaryota; Viridiplantae; Streptophyta; Magnoliopsida; Brassicales; Brassicaceae.